CCUGGGCAGAAGGGUUAGCCCUGCAGGUCGUUCCCUUCAUCCUCACUGGCCAGCGCGGGGAGGUGUGGCCAGGAGGAGCCCAGGUUUGUCCAGCCCGGGGCCAGCCUGGCCCCAGAGUGACCACUUCCGACCUCCACUUUCCUCACGCCCGCAGUGAGAGACACCAGAUGAGAGGCAUGAAAAGGGGUGAAAAGCACAAAUGUGUGUCUCUUUCCGCAGAGGAGGGGUAUGGGCCCCCUGCCCAGCUGUGCAGGGGAGGGUGGGGUGGGACUUUUCCAGAGAGGGAGCCAGGCCUGGCCUGGGCCCCAGGAGCUCACGUCACCCCCACCCCUCACUUCUCCAGGGAACUGCCAGAGCCAAACCCGGCCCAGGACAGGAUUAUGUGUACUGGGUAGACCCGCAGAGAGAGGCAGCGAGGAGAGACCUGGGGUGGCAGAGGGCGGCAGAGGCAGAGAGAGAGUGGAGAGGGGACCGGGCAUCAGAGAAGGUACAGACAGUGACCAUUACCCUCCUCCCCUCCCUUGAACCACAAGUAAGAGAGUCAGGCAGAGGGCCGAAGGUGGAACAUGGGCCCUUCUCCGGAGACUCUGGCUUCCCCACCCCUGUCAGGGCAGAGCUGCUGACCUCAGUGGCCAGCCCAGCCUGGGCAAGGAGUGGCCACUAGCAGCCCCCUCCCCAACCCCAAGCAGCCAAAGUGACAUGCCCAUUCUGGCUCAGCCUCUCUGAUCCCUCCCUUAAGUUCCCAAGCCCUGGGGUCUCAGGGUAGGAGUGGGGCUGAAUGUCGCUACCCCCAAGCACAUUCCUACCCUUUGCUCUGUCAUUUUCCGCCCCUGAGCUGGCCCACCUCGGCAAUACGGCUCCUUGGAUUCCUCUCCUGGGUGCCUUUCAGAUCCAACAGAAACUUCUUUUUUUCCUGGAAAGCAGAAGUAAGAGGAGGAUGAGGAGUGGGGGUGGGAAGGGCUCAAAGGGAGAAGGAAGGGGCUGGAGGUGGGUGGGCAGGUGGAGAGAGUCAGGCUUUGAGGCCAGGGUAGGGUUGCAAGACACGCUCCCCCAGUGUUCAAAGCUAGACUUCAGGAUGGACUGGCUGGCUCUCCGGAAUGAGAGGCCUGUGUUGGGGAGCAAGGGCGGCUCCUCUCCUUCCCACAUUCCCCCAGCCCUUAUAGCUGCGCAGGAAACAAGCCCUCAUUGA
Molecule: messenger RNA, 1189 nt
Organism: Propithecus coquereli (Coquerel's sifaka)
Lineage: Eukaryota; Metazoa; Chordata; Mammalia; Primates; Indriidae
Source: RefSeq, a predicted model, not a curated record